UGCCGGGAGCCCCUCGGGUAGCUGCCUCCGCCAGCCAUAGCGCCCGCCGCUCCCUCCGCGUCCGUCCCCGGUGCGCGCCGCUGACGCGCUGAGAUGAAAUUCCCGGCCUCUGUGCUGGCGUCCGUGUUCCUGUUCCUGGCCGAGACGGCGUGGGCGCUCUACCUGAGCAGCACCUACAGAUCGGGCGGGGACCGCAUGUGGCAGGCGCUGACGCUGCUUUUCUCACUGAUGCCCUGUGCUCUGGUGCAGCUCACGCUCGUCUUCGUGCACCGCGACCUCAGCCGGGAUCGCCCGCUUGUGCUGCUGUUGCACCUGCUACAACUCGGGCCCCUCUUCAGGUGUUUUGAAGCCUUCUGCAUCUACUGUCAGUCAAACCACAAUGAAGAACCUUAUGUCAGCAUCACUAAGAAGCGGCAGAUACCAAAAGAUGGCCUCUCAGAGGAGAUUGAGAAGGAAGUAGGCCAGGCAGAAGGCAAAUUAUUCACCCACCGCUCUGCAUUCAGCCGGGCAUCGGUGAUCCAGGCUUUCUUGGGCUCAGCCCCCCAACUGACCCUGCAGCUGUAUAUAAGUGUCUUGCAGGAGCAGGUCACUCUUGGAAGAGGCUUCUUAAUGACCUUGUCCCUGUUGUCCAUUGUUUACGGAGCCUUGCGCUGCAACAUCCUAGCCAUCAAAAUCAAGUACGAUGAGUAUGAAGUCAAAGUGAAGCCACUGGCCUAUGUCUGUAUCUUCCUGUGGAGGAGCUUUGAGAUUGCUACUCGAGUCAUCGUCCUGGUCCUCUUUACCUCCAUCAUGAAGACCUGGGUGGUGGUUGUAAUUCUUGUCAACUUUUGCAGCUUCUUCUUGUAUCCCUGGAUCAUCUUCUGGUGCAGUGGCUCCCCAUUUCCUGAGAACAUAGAGAAGGCCCUCAGUCGGGUAGGCACUGCCAUUGUGCUGUGCUUCCUCACUUUACUCUAUGCUGGUAUCAACAUGUUCUGCUGGUCAGCUGUACAGCUGAAAAUCAGCAACCCUGACCUCAUCAGCAAGUCCCAGAACUGGUACCGGCUACUGGUGUACUAUAUGACAAGAUUCGUAGAGAAUGCUGUCCUCCUGCUCCUAUGGUAUCUUUUCAAGACUGAUAUCUAUAUGUACGUGUGUGCGCCUCUGUUGAUUCUGCAGUUGCUUGUUGGGUACUGCACCGCUGUUCUAUUCAUGCUUGUGUUCUACCAGUUCUUUCACCCUUGUAAAAAGCUUUUCUCCUCCAGUGUUUCCGAAAGCUUUCAGGCGUGGCUCAGGUGUUUCUGCUGGGCCUGCAGGCAGCAGAAAUCCUGUGAAUCAGGAAAGGCAGACCUAACAUCUUGCCAAGACCAAGAAGAGACACCUUCUACCAGUAAAAUAAGCCCUGAUCCCACUCAGAUGAGUGCUAAUGAUCUGUGUUCUGUUUAAUGGGACCUGAAAUCUCUCAGGGCACGAGCAUGGUGUUUUCUGAGUUGAUACCCGUUCUUCAUACAAGUAAGGGAGCAAGGCAGAAAGUUAGCUGUCAACUCCUUGUGAGCUGCUGCUCUUUAUAGAGCUCUUAGGUGUGUGGGAACUAUGGGGAGAAGCCAGCAAGGCCUGAGUGUUGAAGGGGCAGCUUGAGGCAUCACAGUUCACAGGUGACCAUGUUAUGUUCUUGCACGCCUUACUGGCUGGUUCACUGACAAAGUGCCCCUGAAGUCUGAAUUGGGCUGGAUACAUCUAUUGGGUGGAAUGAGGAGAGGGGCCUGUUUUCUAGUUUUCUGGACUGUUGGUCUGGGUAGCCUAAUGAUUUAUUACCCCUCAACCAGGUUUUCACCCACGAGCCAUCCUGAUGACCAGAGAAGGUAACUGGGGUUUUGUCAUCAGCAACAUCAUUCCUAACAUACCUUAUAGGGAGGGCUGUUCAGGUUUGGUUUUUGAAUAGAGAUGUGUUCCAUUUAAUCUCACUGGGGCUUUUUGUACAUAACCAACUAUAGCCUUUGUGACAUGCUCUCUGUAAUUGACUCAAGAGACUACAUUUGGAAACUUUAUUCCCUAGUAUCCAUAGCUGCAAAAUUGAAUUCUAAAUUUGGUUAUGGAAGCCUUAGAAUUUGGGGGAAGUUGUUUUCCUUCUACAUGUUGAAGAAAUUGUGGGUCAGGAGUGUUGCUGAAACAUGAGAAUGAUAGAGGUUUGUAUAAGUAGAAUUCUUAUCUUCUCAGAAUUUUUAAAGGUAGGAAUCUGCUAGAAGGUAGGCUUCAACGCACUUACAAUUCACUUGUAUCCUACAAUUCCAUGGAAUUUAUAGUAGAAUUUACUGGGUUUUACCUCCUUAAGAAAGAUAAAAAUAAAACUAUCGUCUUAACACCUGCCUCCCCCUGACACCUGCCAAAAAAAAUUUAAAUGAGAGUUAUCUCAGUUAAGUUUUUAUAGGAAAUCCUACAAAAGUUUCUCACCAAAUGCAAGGAUAUAGGGCAUUUUAAUUUUCAUUUAUUUGAAGAAAAAGUGUUUUUUUCACCAUAAA
Fukomys damarensis (Damara mole-rat) is the source of this 2495-nucleotide messenger RNA. It is a transcript of the gene Xk, whose product is annotated as X-linked Kx blood group. The coding region runs from base 94 to 1422 and encodes 442 amino acids. The transcript is spliced from 3 exons. The record is from RefSeq and is a predicted model, not a curated record. Lineage: Eukaryota; Metazoa; Chordata; Mammalia; Rodentia; Bathyergidae. Gene Ontology annotation, cellular component: membrane.